AUGCCGCGGUUUUGGCCAUUUUCACACAACGAUGAGAGCUCUACAUUUCAUCGUACAUCGUUGAUCGAAGGUAUUGAUGAUGAUGCUUUACUGUUGAUUUUCUUUGUUGCUUGCUUAAUCGGUCUUUGGAUUUACUAUACGAGACGUCAUCGUAAUACAACAAUUCAUCCUGAUAAUCGACAAGAUGUCGAGAUAUUACGUCAACGAAAUGAAGAUCAUGGAGAUACCAAUAGUAGAAGAACAUCUUCAUCACAUAGUGGCCGAUCUCGACAGGACACAUGCCCGAUUUGUCUAGAAGAUCCGUUAGCAUUAUGUGUUGAAACAAAUUGUGGACACCUGUUUUGUGGUAAAUGCAUCAUUACAUUUUGGAAAUUUCAAUCUAAUUGGAUGAGUGGAUUGAAGUGUCCUGUAUGCCGACAACAAGUAACCGUGCUUUUAAAUUGUUUUACUGCUGAAGAACGUGCAGCACCCGAUAGUAAUGAUCGUCAAACAGUUGUCAACGGCGUGAAAGAUUUCAAUCGACGAUUUUCAAGUGCUCAACGAACGUGGCUUGAAUAUUUCUACGAUAUUCCUGUAUUAAUUCCUUAUAUAAUUCGUCAAGUGUUCUCAACCGAAGGUCUUGCAUUGGCAUAUCGUUUACGUGCAAUCGUUUUAAUGAUUGUCGUCAUCGCCUAUGUUAUAUCACCAUUCGAUAUACUACCGGAAAGUGUUCUUGGCAUAUUUGGUUUAUUAGACGAUCUUUUCAUUGUUCUUUCAUCUGCCCUCUAUAUUAUUAUUUCCUUUCGACAAAGUUUGGCUCGUUGA
This is a messenger RNA of Rotaria socialis, 804 nucleotides long. The record is from the annotation of a GenBank genome assembly. Lineage: Eukaryota; Metazoa; Rotifera; Eurotatoria; Philodinida; Philodinidae.